AUGAACGACAACAAUAGCAACGAAAUUAACAAAGAAAUUACUCCUAAUAAAGAACUUUUUAAGGAAAUCAUUAAGGAGGCUAAUUUGCCCGAAGAAAAAGUUAAGGAAGAAUUGCCUAACUUAGAUAAAGAACCCGAGCUCCCCAUUACUGAACAGAAAUUUUUUGAUGAUUAUGCUCGCCGAAAGUCCCAAAAUCAAAGUAAAUUAGAAAGUGAACAAUUAGCCGAGCAAGAGAAAAAAAUUGAGGAAUAUAAAGAAAAAAACACUAGACCAGUUAAGACUAUUAAACAAUCCCGAGAAGCAAUUGCUGAAUUAUUGGAAAAAACAGAAAGAGAGUUGGAGGAUUAUUUUAAAGGUGAAAAUAUGACUGAUACCAACCUGGCAUUAGAAUUAGAAAUUUACCCAAAUAAAGAAGCCAAAGCCCGCAGUGAAUAUAACAAAGAAUACAAUUUUGAUGGCACUCUUCAUUUACUUAAAAAAUAUUUAGAAGUUAAAGAAUUUGAGGCUCCUGAAAAUUACUUUGCUCCUCGUGCCGAUGAUGAACGGCAAAAAUUACGGCAGGACUUAAAAGAUGCUGAAAGUCGUUUCUUUUUCAAUUUAGGAAUGAGACAUAAUCCAUUUGCCAAAGAGGAAAGGCAAAACAAUCCCGAAGUAAUGAGCGGACAAGCCUAUUUUGAUGCUUGA
Ambispora gerdemannii is the source of this 684-nucleotide messenger RNA. Lineage: Eukaryota; Fungi; Glomeromycota; Glomeromycetes; Archaeosporales; Ambisporaceae. The record is from the annotation of a GenBank genome assembly.